GAAAAUAAUUUUAAUUAGUUACAUUUGUACAAUAAGAUAAGUGUUCUUUUUAUGUUAACGACGAUGUCUACAAGCAAUACAAACAACAUAAUCGAGAAAGAAAUCGACGAUGAGGAUAUGCUCUCGCCCAUUAAGUCGUCCAACAACUUGGUUGUUCGCGUGAAUCAAGAUACAGAUGAUAAUUUGCAGGCCCUAUUCGAUAGCGUGUUGAAUCCCGGAGAUGCAAAACGCCCUUUACAGCUCCCCUUUCGCAUGCGGAAGCUUCCAAAUUCCUUUUUCACGCCACCAGCCCCCUCGCACUCGCGAGCAAACAGUGCGGACUCCACAUACGACGCAGGCUCCCAAUCCAAUAUUAACAAAACUGCGCAGCCCGUGGACGUGCAGCAGCCAGCCAUCUCACAGAUCCAGCCAUCACAACAAAGCCGCCUGGCGAUACAUCACUUUCGCGCUCGCAGCAGCCCAGCCUCAUUGCAGCAGAACUACAACGUGCGCUCCAGGAGCGACGCCAAUCCGGGGCCCAGCGGCCAAGGACCGACGUAUCCCGAGAACAGUGCCGAGUUCCCCAACAGUGCUGCCAACACUAUUGAGCUAGAUGGCAUGAAUACCUGCAUGGGGGGCCAGGACAUGCCCAUGUCCACGCAAACAGUGCAUAAAAAGCAGCGAUCGUACGAUGUGGUAAGCCCCAUCCAGUUGCAAAGCCAACUGGGAGCAUUGCCACCAGGUUGGGAGCAGGCAAAAACUAAUGAUGGCCAGAUUUAUUACUUGAAUCAUACAACAAAAUCUACGCAAUGGGAAGAUCCAAGAAUUCAAUAUCGCCAACAGCAGCAGCGCCUAAUGGCCGAACGAAUCAAGCAAAGCGAUGUUUUGCAAACUACAAAACAAACUACCACAUCGACUAUUGCUAACAGCUUGGGUCCACUGCCGGAUGGUUGGGAACAGGCAGUUACUGAUUCCGGAGAUAUAUAUUUUAUAAAUCACAUUGAUCGAACGACUUCAUGGAUUGAUCCCAGAAUGCAAUCUGGACUUACUGGGCUUGACUGCCCAGAUAACUUAGUGUCAUCCCUACAGAUUGAAGAUAAUAUAUGCACUAAUUUGUUCAACGACGCACAGACCAUUGUGAAUCCGCCGUCUUCCCACAAACCAGACGAUUUGGAAUGGUAUAAAAUAAACUAAUUCACAUGUAUACAAACUGUAUUAGACCUAAAAGUUUUAUAUUUUGUAUUAUUCUAAAUUAAAUAUUUUUCAAAUUUUAUA
This is a messenger RNA of Drosophila persimilis, 1254 nucleotides long. It is a transcript of the gene yki, whose product is annotated as transcriptional coactivator yorkie. Gene Ontology annotation, molecular function: transcription coactivator activity; protein binding. Gene Ontology annotation, biological process: hippo signaling; positive regulation of transcription by RNA polymerase II. NCBI's taxonomy places the organism in Eukaryota, Metazoa, Arthropoda, Insecta, Diptera, Drosophilidae. Gene Ontology annotation, cellular component: cytoplasm; nucleus. Bases 52 to 1173 code for a protein of 373 amino acids. The record is from RefSeq and is a predicted model, not a curated record. The transcript is spliced from 5 exons.